Neltuma alba is the source of this 1079-nucleotide messenger RNA. RefSeq names its product deoxyuridine 5'-triphosphate nucleotidohydrolase-like. The record is from RefSeq and is a predicted model, not a curated record. Gene Ontology annotation, molecular function: magnesium ion binding; dUTP diphosphatase activity. NCBI's taxonomy places the organism in Eukaryota, Viridiplantae, Streptophyta, Magnoliopsida, Fabales, Fabaceae. Gene Ontology annotation, biological process: dUTP catabolic process; dUMP biosynthetic process. The transcript has 4 exons. Bases 178 to 825 code for a protein of 215 amino acids.
GUCCUUCGCGCAACGCUCCUUCGCUUCUUCUUCUUCCUCCUCAUCUCAGGAGUUGGGUUUGAUCUUGGGUCGCAGAAAGAAUGCAUGGCCAUUGCCAAGUUUCAAUGCAAUUUCGUGAAAUGUGAGGAUUGAGCAUUAAGCAGGGGAUGGAGACUACAUUUCAUACUACAGAGUAAAAUGGCGGGAAAACUUGGCGCCCUAAAAUCUUUCCUGUCUCUUCCUCUAUAUAACUCCUACCUUCCAUCUUCUCCGCCUCGCCUCAUACCAUUUUCCUUUCCAAUCUUUCCUCAUCGUCUUCGUCUUCCUACAAUGGCUCAAACAGCGAUGCAGAGCAAUGGCUGUGAGGCCCGGGAACCUUCCCCCAAUAUCCAAAAGGUUGAAUACAAUGGCACCACCGUUGUGCCUUUUCUUCGAGUGAAGAAGCUCUCUGACAAGGCCGUUUUGCCUUCUAGGGCUUCCUCUCUUUCCGCCGGUUACGAUCUAUCUAGCGCGGUGGAGACGAAGGUGCCAGCAAGAGGGAAGGCUCUGGUAGCAACUGACCUGAGCAUAGCGAUUCCUGAAGGAACCUAUGCUCGAAUAGCACCACGUUCGGGUUUGGCUUGGAAGCAUUCGAUUGAUGUGGGUGCGGGUGUGAUUGACGCGGAUUACAGGGGACCUGUGGGAGUGAUUUUGUUCAACCAUUCGGAUGCUGAUUUUGAAGUGAAGAUUGGAGACAGGAUCGCGCAACUGAUAAUCGAGAGGAUCAUGACGCCUGAGGUUGAAGAGGUUCAAGAUUUGGAUUCCACUGCCAGAGGUGAAGGCGGUUUUGGAUCCACCGGUGUCUGAUCAUCUUGUCGGUUGGCUCUUGGAAUUUCUGUGAUGUUUUGGAAAGUUGGGGUUAGGAGGGGCAUUUUGUUCUUCAAUCAGCUAGAAGGGGCUAUGGUUAGUGGGAUGGAAGCUUUUCUGUGAAUAGGAAGUUAAAUGGGCAGUGGCGGGUUUGAUCCUAGUUAAUAAUAUUUGUCUCUUGAAUUAAAGUGGGGAAUGAGAUUAUUAGAGGCGUAGUUGAGGAAAGGAAAUGGACGAGGGACUUGUUUACGCUC